Molecule: messenger RNA, 1851 nt
Organism: Penicillium soppii
Lineage: Eukaryota; Fungi; Ascomycota; Eurotiomycetes; Eurotiales; Aspergillaceae
Product: arylsulfatase
Exons: 2
Coding region: 1-1851 (616 amino acids)
Molecular function (GO): arylsulfatase activity
Source: RefSeq, a predicted model, not a curated record
AUGGCAUCCAAACGCCCCAAUUUCCUCGUCAUUGUUGCCGACGAUCUCGGCUUUUCCGACGUGGGCUGUUUCGGUGGUGAAAUUCGCACCCCAAACAUUGACCAGAUUGCCAAGGAGGGUCUGAGAUUCACAGACUUCCACGCCGCAGCAGCAUGCUCUCCCACGCGCGCCAUGAUUAUGACCGGCACAGACCAUCACAUCGCCGGCCUAGGAAAUCUGAUCGAAUGGACCAACAUCUCUGGUCAAAACGGCCCCAAAGGAUCCGCCAUGAGCACCGCCCCUCAACGCGGUAUGCCGGGGUACGAAGGCUUCCUCAAUGAGAGAGUCGUCGCACUGCCAGAGGUUCUCCGUGAUGGCGGCUACCACACAAUCAUGUCCGGAAAAUGGCACCUGGGUCUGACACCGGAGCGAUCGCCACACAAGCGUGGUUUCGUGCGCUCCUUCGCUCACCUCCCGGCCUGCUCGAACCACUACGCGUACGAGCCUGAGCUAAAAGACAAAGACCAGAUUCCUACGUUCAUCGAGGCGAGUUAUAUUGCCCUGCACAUGGAGGAUGGCGAGUACGUGCGCCAACUUCCGGAAGGCUGGUACUCGUCCGAUGGGUACGGCGAUAAGAUGGUCAAUUACAUCAAGGAGUGGAAAGAGAGUGGCGGAUACGCCGGCCCAGACGGAAACGGUGACCGCCCGUUCUUCGGAUACCUUCCCUUCACGGCGCCGCACUGGCCCCUACAGGCGCCCCGCGAGUACAUCGACCACUAUCGCGGUGUGUACGACGAGGGGCCCGAUGUCCUCCGUCAAAAGCGUCUGCAGCGACUCAAGGAGCUGGGCAUGGUGCGCGACGAUGUAGAGGCGCAUCCUGUGCAAGCCGAGGAAGUCAAGCCGUGGGAAGAGUUCAGCGACGAUGAGAAGAAGAAAUCUUGUGUCGCAAUGGAGGUCUUUGCCGGUAUGGUCGAGUGUAUUGACUCAAACGUCGGCAAGGUCGUUGAGUAUCUGCGGUCGAUCGACGAGCUGGACAAUACCUUCGUCUGCUUCAUGUCCGAUAAUGGUGCUGAGGGCGCCGCCUACGAGGCCUACCCGAUGGUACAGAACGGCGUCAUGCCCCAUCUCCAGAAAUACUACGACAACAGCCUCGAAAACCUCGGUAACGGCAACUCAUUCAUCUGGUACGGUCCGCGCUGGGCGCAGGCUGCCACCGCCCCCUCCCGUUUAUACAAAGCGUAUACCACCGAGGGCGGCGUCCGUGUUCCCUUCACCUGUCGAUUCCCGAAAACCCUGAAUGUCAACCCAGCGAACGUGAUGAACGGCAUCACCGACCAAUUCGCAACCGUCAUGGAUCUGGCACCCUCUAUCCUGGACAUGGCAGGACUCACGCAUCCUGCACCAACCUACCAGGGCCGCGAAGUGGUCUCGAUGCGAGGUCGCAGUUUCCACCCGUGGGCCGUUGGCGCCGCCGAUCGAAUCCACCCAGUGGAUUUCAUUCAGGGGUGGGAGACGUGCGGGCGGGCUGCGCUGCGCUGCGCGGACUGGAAAAUCGUCUUCAUCCCCAAGCCCAAGGGCCCCGAGAAGUGGCAGCUGUACAAUCUUGUCCAGGAUCCCGGCGAGAUCCACGAUCUGUCGGAUUCCGAGCCUGAGAAGCUUAAACAGCUGCUGAAGCUUUGGGAUCAGUAUGUUCUUGAGACGGGUGUUAUCCCGCUUUGUCCUGAUCUAGGAGAGUUUUUGGAGGCGACUGAGGCGCAGAUGCCGGAGAACGCUUGGAUGGAGUUCGAUUAUUGGAAGGAGGGAGCUAGGGAUAUGCCGGAGAAGUUCUCGCGCCAGCCGCCGAGGUUUCAGAGGACUGUGAGGCCAUUCUAG